Molecule: messenger RNA, 1260 nt
Organism: Oryzias latipes (Japanese medaka)
Lineage: Eukaryota; Metazoa; Chordata; Actinopteri; Beloniformes; Adrianichthyidae
Gene: etsrp
Product: ETS1-related protein
Biological process (GO): cell differentiation; regulation of transcription by RNA polymerase II
Cellular component (GO): nucleus
Molecular function (GO): sequence-specific DNA binding; DNA-binding transcription factor activity, RNA polymerase II-specific
Source: RefSeq, a predicted model, not a curated record
GCCCCCCCAGCCCGGCCGAGUUUAUAAGGGCCCGGGGCCGGAGCGCAGCGAAGCGCUGUGGUGCAGCCGCGCAGGAGCCGCGUGUUCUCGGACGGUUCUCGGACACCAAGCGGACCGAAAAAGUUCAGACAUCAAAGAUGGAGAUUUGCCGUAACGGAUUCUGCACUGAGGACUUCAGGACCCAGGAGGUCCCGGCCGGCUUCGACUUCACAUCGUAUGACUAUCCUGGUGAAGACCUGUCUUUUCUGUUAGACAAUAAAGCACUGCAGCAAUUCCCAGCAGAAAGCAGCUACCAGGAACCUCCAAAGAUGACCCACCUGUAUGAAUCCAAAGGAAGCAGCAGUGAUGCCGCUCUAUUCAACCUGGACUCUUACAAGGAGUUAAGCUGGUGGGCGUCAUAUCCCCAAGCAGACCAGUCACAGGCGGGAUACCAGGAGGCUCCGCCCUCUUACCAGAGCCUAGUGUCGCAGGACGGACAGUUCAGUCCAGCUGUGGAGGCCAGCCACAGCCCUUUCCUCACAGGACAGCCGUCUAACGUGCUGCAAUGUGAUGCAGAUCAGAGCUACUUUGACUCAGACUCACAGAGGCAGUCAUCUUCCUUCUGGUUUGAGUAUCAGUCUCCAUGGGGUCCUGCUCCACCGCCUCCUCCUGUCUCCUGCCCUGCCAACCCUCCAGCCUCGGAGCAACACUGCCCCCGUGUGGCCAAACGGAAAGGCACACCCCCUCAGAGACCUGACCGGGAGGGUCAGAUGACAGGAAUGUCAGCGUAUCCAGGUUCUGGUCCCAUCCAGUUGUGGCAGUUUUUACUAGAACUUCUUCUGGACUCUGCUUGUCGCACCUUCAUCUCUUGGACGGGAGACGGCUGGGAGUUUAAAAUGUCUGAUCCCACAGAGGUGGCCAAGCGCUGGGGUCAGUGCAAGAACAAACCCAAGAUGAACUACGAGAAGCUGAGCCGCGGCCUGCGCUACUACUACCACAAGAAUAUCAUCCACAAGACCGCAGGCAAGCGCUACGUCUACCGCUUUGUCUGUGACAUGCAGGGCAUGCUGGGAAAGACGGCGGAGGAGGUCUUGAGCAGUCUGAACGUCUUACCCACCAACGUGGAGUCGUGGCCGUGUGCCGAGGGCUCGGCAGCCGGGUCGGAGCAGACGGCCCAAGUGUGGAGGAGUGAGUGACUCGCACGUGUUGUGCUGAGCAGUACUGAGUCCUAUAAACUGGAGGGUCGACGCCGAAUUUCCUUGAUCUUGGGAGAAAAGUAAA